Messenger RNA from Gekko japonicus, 581 nucleotides. It is a transcript of the gene VEGFB, whose product is annotated as vascular endothelial growth factor B. Gene Ontology annotation, molecular function: growth factor activity; chemoattractant activity; vascular endothelial growth factor receptor binding. Gene Ontology annotation, cellular component: membrane. Gene Ontology annotation, biological process: vascular endothelial growth factor receptor signaling pathway; positive regulation of mast cell chemotaxis; positive regulation of endothelial cell proliferation. The transcript has 4 exons. Lineage: Eukaryota; Metazoa; Chordata; Lepidosauria; Squamata; Gekkonidae. The coding region runs from base 192 to 581 and encodes 129 amino acids. The record is from RefSeq and is a predicted model, not a curated record.
AAAAGUUUGGCAAAGUGUCUUUGCGUUCAAGACGAGGCUGGAAAGGGGGGGCGGCUCGCCUCGUCCCCCUCGGCCUGGAUUACAAUGCCAGGGUGCCAGGAGGCGACCGGAGAGAGGGGGCUGCCCGGAUCUUCGGGGCACGAGUACUGAAGACGCCCCUGGCCGCUUACCACCGCCCACCCCAAGCCACCAUGAAUGCCCCCUGCAACGCCCUUCAGCUUCUCCUGGCAACAACCUUGCAGAUCCUGUAUUGCGCCGCCACGGUGAUGCGUCCUGAGGCUGACGCGACCCACCCAUCCGGGGAAGUGAUCCGGUGGAUGGACGUGUAUAACCGCAGCUUUUGCCAGCCCAAGGAGACACUGGUGCCCGUGAGUGCCGAGCACCCCGGGGAGGUGGAGCACAUCCUGGUGCCCUCCUGCGUGCCCUUGCGCCGUUGCGUCGGCUGCUGCUCGGAUGAGGAGUUGCAGUGCGUGCCUGUCCAGAUGCACGUGGUGAUCAUGGAGGUGAUGAAGACCCGAUUCCCACGCAGCCACCUAGGUCAGAUGUCUUUUGUGGAGCACAGCGCAUGUGAAUGCAGGUGA